Messenger RNA from Lucilia cuprina (Australian sheep blowfly), 2123 nucleotides. Its product is annotated as ras-interacting protein RIP3. The coding region runs from base 608 to 1789 and encodes 393 amino acids. Lineage: Eukaryota; Metazoa; Arthropoda; Insecta; Diptera; Calliphoridae. The transcript has 3 exons. The record is from RefSeq and is a predicted model, not a curated record.
UUAAAAUUACGCAAAUUCUAUAUAAUAAUUUAAUAAUAUUAAAAGAGAAAAUUGUUAAGAAAAAUAAUCGAUAAAAAGUUAUAAAACUCAAUAACAGUUAAGACAAAUAAAAUAAAGAAAUAUUGCAACGCUGGCUCGAUUAUUGCAUGAAGAAGAAAAAAAUUACCAAAACGAAGGCUGGGCGAAAGAAAAAAAAAGCGAAGAAAAAGUUAAAGCAGUUUCAGCAAAACAAGCGACGGUAGCAGAGACGUUGACAGCCCUGAGCCUCAGUAGUAAUAAUAAUAGGAAUAAUCACAACAACAGCAACAAUUGCUAUCGUUGUGGCACCACAGUCAGGUGAACUUAUAAGUGUUAUAAAAAAGUGGCCGGUCCCAUUAUAUUACAACUAAAACAACAUAUGGAAGGGCUUUGAAAGAAAAGAAAGUGGAAGCAAAAUUCUCAGUUUGUUAAAGAUUGAGAAAAUUUUGUGGAUAUUUUUUUUAAUACAUUAAGGAGAAACAAAAAUCUUUUGGAAAACACAACUUUAACAAUUAAAAGUUGUUAAAAAGAAUUUUGUGGCGGAUAUUUGAUUAAGUUCAAAUUAAGCCGAGGUUUACAGCUAAAGGCCAUGUCCAAUGGUGACGAUGUGCUAGACAAUUGGGAAGAAAUUGAUGAAGCAGGGUUACAAAAUUUAAAAACCUCGUCAGCUUCUUCUGCAGCUACUGAAAGUAUAACAAAAAGUUUUCAUACUCAAUCUACUACAGCCAUAUCCACGUCUGCCUUAAUUUCAUCAACAACCACUACGUCUUCAACUAGACCCAUACAAAUGAAGUUGUUGCAACGUUCAACUAACUCUACUACUACUACUCAGGACUCGAAUACGACGUCCCAACAAACAACCAAAUCACCUUUGGAUGAUAUGGCGGCCAGUUUUCAACCCGUUAUGAUGGUUUUACACAAGCCGCAGGAUGAAUAUCAAUCUGCCAAUUAUACAGCACCCAUAGCUAAUCAAACGGUAAAAAUUCUUAGAAGGCCAACACAAUCUACGGAACCCCGUAAUAAUGGUAUUCGUCCCAAGCAGCCAAUAAAAACAUUGCAGCAAAGAGAACAAGAAUAUGCCGAAGCAAGACUUAGAAUAUUGGGUUCAGCUAAGAAUCCGGAAGAUGAUGAACAAAAAGCUACAACAGCUACCACAACAUCGGUAACCAGCAAUAGCACUAAUUCAACACCAACCACUCCUACUGUAACUGCAGCAGCACUAAGCAAUAACACUUUAACGAAUAUAAUGGUUACAACAAAAAUCAAUACGCCAAAAACAACAGGUGCUGCAAAUCAAUAUAACAAUCACUACAAUCAACAAUUACAACAACAACAACAGCAGCAACAACAACAACAAUAUCAACAAAAUUUUCAUCAACAGCAGCAACAGCAACAAAAUUAUUAUUACAAUCAGCAGCAGCAGCAACCACAACAGCCACAAUCACCUGCCUACAACAACAAUCGCACAUACAAUAUGAAUCCCUUGUUGGGUUUAGGUCCUAUGGGUGCUAUAGGUCAACCAGCCCAAUAUCAGGCUGCACCACAAACUCCCCAACAGCAGCAGCAACAUUUGAAAUAUCAACAAUAUCAUCAAAAAUCACCACAACAGCAACAUAAAGUCCAACAACAGCAGCAGCAACAGCAACAAACUUGGUCUCCAGUUGUGGGUGGCAGUGUUUCUUCUACGUCUUUAAGACAGCCACAAAAUGAAACGAUAUUACGUUUGCCUCGGGGUCCAGAUGGUACUACUGGUUUUCAAAUGCGUCGGUAACGCGUUGUCAACAGCUGUAACAAUGCCAACACCAACUAUCCAUCAUUGCUAAAUUAAAACGAAAAAAAAACUGUAAUAUUUCUAUGUUUCUUGUUAAUGCUGCCGCGUUUUUAGUUUCUUUUUUCACUCGAAACAUUUUUUCGAUUUAUUUUUUCACUAAAAAGAACUUCUUUCUAAUCGUUUAAGUUAAGUUUAUUGGUAGUCAUCUAAUAACAAAGAUUUUUACUUUUUCUAUUUUUUAACUUCUUAAAUUUAAGUUGUCUGCUAUAACUUUUUCUUUUUUCCCUUAUUCUUUACUUAAUUGAUUUAACUUUAUUGCUAUUUUGUUUUUCUU